GUUCCGACAUACACCAAUCCUCACUUCAUUUUCCUGUACCCAGCCGAGAAAGUGAAAACCCACCACAUUCUCUCUCUCUCUCUCUCUCUCUCUCUCUCUCUCUCAUAACCUUCAACACAAACUUCUAGCAUCGACCAUCAAAACAAAUGGACGAUGAACCCUCUUCUCUUGUUAGGAUUCAACUUGUGUCUAAGCCAGUCUCUGAUGGCCUCCUUGUUAAGUUUCCAGACAUGUCCGAAUUCGACUUCGAGUACGAGAAGAGCGCUCUCUGGUCACCGCCUGUGCCCGUGCCCCAUGCAAACUUUUCAAGAUCGCCGCAGGUGAAGUUAUCUGGCGAUGGGAGUUCUUUAAAGAAGGCAUCAAGGAGGAGGCAUACGGUUUGUUUGCACGUUAUUUGUUUCUCAUGAUCGACAUGAAGAUAACCUGAUAUAUAGAUGAGAGGCUGUGAUUUGGUUUGCUUUUUUUAAACCCUUUUCAUUCAUUUUUCUAAUAUAGUUCUAAAUAUGUAUUGUUUAUGUGAUAUGUUUUUCACAUUAAUUUGAUGUUGUAUGUAGUGGGGUAUACCUAUGUAAGCCGUAGUGUGUCAUGUGCAGAUCUUAAAACAACUGACAGUAAUCAUGCGUGCGCUAUAUUAUCCUUAUUUAACGGAAAGCCUACUGUCCUUAUCUUGAUCCAUAUUUCUUUUU
Messenger RNA from Asparagus officinalis (garden asparagus), 686 nucleotides. RefSeq lists its product as uncharacterized. Lineage: Eukaryota; Viridiplantae; Streptophyta; Magnoliopsida; Asparagales; Asparagaceae. Bases 147 to 407 code for a protein of 86 amino acids. The transcript is spliced from 2 exons. The record is from RefSeq and is a predicted model, not a curated record.